This is a messenger RNA of Malus domestica (apple), 870 nucleotides long. RefSeq lists its product as uncharacterized. The record is from RefSeq and is a predicted model, not a curated record. NCBI's taxonomy places the organism in Eukaryota, Viridiplantae, Streptophyta, Magnoliopsida, Rosales, Rosaceae.
AUCUAAUUUUUUUCUUCUUAGUUUAAGGUUUUCUGGGUUGAUUCUUUUAGUAAUGGGAAUAAUUGCGUUCUUCUUCCGCAUAUACGAUAUUCAGUGAGAUUCUUAGCUGCGGGUAGAGACGUGCCCAGCUAAAAAACGCGUGGGGAGUAAUCCUAUAAAGUGAGUGCCUGCGAUAUGAAAAUCCUUUUGGCGGUGGCUUCUGGUAUCAAUGGGUGGCGUUCUCAGUCGAUCGGUGAAGCUCGUGAACGAGACGAGUCCGGGUGUGGUUCUUGAGAUAACGGAGGUGGAGAGCGAUGGGUGGGGCAGACGGAUUGUUAGGCUCGGACCUGGGGAGAGCAGAGAGAUCAAGGGCAGCAAGUUCAUAAACCGAAGCUUACGUUCUCGUAUUCAUCGGAGCAUUCAUGUCACCGCCGUGCUUCCCGGCAGUGAACCGAAGAUACUGAUCCUUCCGGCUAACUAUUUUGCUGAGAACGGGAAGGUGAUAUUCCGGCUAGAGGAAGGGAAACUGAGGGGUGACCCAGUAUUGAUCUCCAAUUUCUGUCGAUUGAAGUGCUUCGCCUGUGCUGGAGGAAAUUAGGCAACAUUUGUUUAUCGGAGUCGUUAAAGUCGUUGUGCUUGAGUCAAAAGCCAGUGUCAAAACUCCGAAUUCCAGCUUAUUCUUGAGUUGUAUUUGUAAAGGAACCUGUAUUCUCUUUAACAGCAUAAAAGAGAAUUAUUAUUAGCACUUCAAACUUUCUAUAAUUAGAAAGCAAAAUGCACUUAUGAGGAAUGUAGAAUGAGAUUUUUGAAGUGCUAAUAACAAUUCCCUUGUAAAAUUCAGUGUUUGAAUAAUUUGCAGUUACAAAAGGAUUUUAGCUCUUGUUAGCAAUA